This is a messenger RNA of Lacerta agilis (Sand lizard), 2051 nucleotides long. It is a transcript of the gene GPR137B, whose product is annotated as G protein-coupled receptor 137B. The record is from RefSeq and is a predicted model, not a curated record. The transcript is spliced from 7 exons. NCBI's taxonomy places the organism in Eukaryota, Metazoa, Chordata, Lepidosauria, Squamata, Lacertidae. Gene Ontology annotation, cellular component: lysosomal membrane. The coding region runs from base 148 to 1302 and encodes 384 amino acids. Gene Ontology annotation, biological process: negative regulation of osteoclast differentiation; positive regulation of TORC1 signaling; regulation of autophagy.
GAUCAUGUGCUGCAAGCCCUCGGUGAGCCGCCAAAGAGGAAGUGCGGCUUGUUUUCUUUCUCGGAGUUCCUCUGCUGUAGGAAGAUGAGAGGAGGAGGAGGAGGAGGAGAGGGAGGCAGCCGAAGCAGGAGGCCAAGUUAGCCGGGGAUGGAGGCCCUCGAGUGGAGGAGCUCCCUGGGUAACGACACCUUCCCCUCCACCCUGAGCCCCGCGGUGCCUCCCUAUGUGAAGCUUGGGCUGACCAUUGCCUACACGGUCUUUUAUUCCCUCCUGUUCGUCUUCAUCUACAUCCAGCUCUGGCUGGUCCUUCACUACCGGCACAAGAGGCUCAGCUACCAGACGGUCUUUCUGUUCCUCUGCCUGCUCUGGGCGUCGCUUCGGACGGUGCUCUUUUCCUUUUACUUCAGAGACUUUGUCACGGCCAAUUCUCUCAGCCCUUUCGCCUUCUGGCUGCUUUACUGCUUCCCGGUGUGCCUCCAGUUUUUUACACUGACACUGAUGAAUCUUUACUUCACUCAGGUGAUUUUCAAAGCUAAAUCAAAAUACUCACCAGAACUACUUAAAUACAGGUUGCCUCUUUAUCUCGUGUCAUUUAUUGUCAGUCUACUUUUCCUGUUGGUGAAUCUAACGUGUGCCAUACUUGUGAGAAUAGAGAAUUCAGAAAGGAAGAUCAUUGUAUUGAUCCGGGUUGCUAUAAACGACUCAUUGUUCGUGCUAUGUGCCAUCUCACUCUCCAUUUGUCUCUACAAGAUUUCCAAGAUGUCUUUAGCAAAUAUUUACUUGGAAUCCAAGGGUUCAUCCGUAUGCCAGUUAACUACUGUAGGAGUGAUUGUUAUACUGCUUUAUACAUCAAGAGCCUGUUACAACCUGUUCAUUUUAUCAUUUUCUCAAAGCAAGAAUUCUUUUGAUUACGAUUGGUACAAUGUAUCUGAUCAGGCAGAUUUGAAAUGUCAGUUGGGUGAUGCUGGAUAUGUUGUAUUUGGAGUAAUCCUGUUUGUAUGGGAACUACUGCCCACAUCCUUAGUGGUGUUCUUCUUCCGUGUCCGAAACCCUACAAAAGACCUAACAAACCCAGGGAUUGUACCAACUCAUGCGUUCAGUCCAAGAUCUUAUUUCUUUGACAAUCCUCGCAGAUACGACAGUGAUGAUGAUCUGGCGUGGAGUAUAUCACCGCACAGUAUACAUGGCAGUUUCUCCCCUGAUUACUAUGACUGGGGACAUCAAACCAACAGCUUUAUACCUCACAUUGGAUCCUUGCAGCAGGAUUAUACAACAGAGAUAGAACGACCAAGCCCAAUGUAGCACAGGGGCAUAGCAUGGCCCAUGGAAAAACAUAGGAGUAAAAACAAGCUAUAGGUUUACUUAAACCAUACAGGUUUACCAUAGUUAUAUUUUCAUUCCAAUGUGCCUUGCUUAGGAUGUGAUCUUGCAAAGAUUUGCACAUGUACUUUACCUAUACAUAGGAGCACUCCUACUGAAGUCACUGUGUGUCCUUUUAUAAUGAAGACAAAAUACAGAGGUGUUAUUACAAGACUGCAGCCUAAGAGAAAAUAUUUGUAUUCUGUAUUAUCUAUUUUUAUGUUGGAAAACUACUGCUAUAAAUUUAUAGACCUUUUCUUAUAUUGUCACUGUUUAUAUGUACAGAAAUAGUUUUGUGUCUCAUGUUGUAAUGUAUUCAGUAGGAUAUGAUGAUGAUGAUGAUGAUGAUGAGUUGUGACCAUCAUAUAAAGUGUUUUGGCAAUAUUGAUAUAAACACAUUUUUAAAAUACUCCUAGUUCCAACAAAACAUUCAUUGUAAAAAGUCUAGUAUUACUUGGUGCAUGUAUGGAAUGGAUGACAAGCAAGUAUUGCCAAUUGUGACUAAUGAGAAACUGCUAAUUUUAUAUUCAGUUUCAUGGGAUCCUACCAUGAGGAAAGAAUAGACAUAAAAUAAAAAGCUUCCGCGAUACCUAUGAGCUCAACGUUUGAUAGGAGUUCAUCAUUUGAUAUAAGCAAACAACAAAUCUGUAUGUAAGCUUAAGAAUAAACACUGUCCAAGUCUUAAUAGAAAA